UUGAAUGAGCGUGAUCAGGAACUAUUUUAUAAUGAUAUAGAGAUCACUAGCAUCCCUGAAGAGAAGGGUGAAAACUUAAUACACAUUGUUACCACUUUGUCCGUGAAGUUAGGUGUCAAGCUUUCUGAGAAUGAUUUAGUCAGCGCCACACGCGUGGGAAGGGUAAAUGUGUCCUCGGAAACUGUGCCGGAGUCACGUCCGAGGCCUGUAGUUGUGAAGCUCGGCAGACGCGCUCUUAAGGAUCAAGUGUUGAUGGCGACUCGCGUUCGUCGCGGCAUCACUACCGAAGGCACCGGUUUACCAGCUCCGCACCGUCGAUUCUACGUCAAUGAGAGACUGACGAAAGUCAACCGGCUACUUUUUUGGCAAGCUCGGAAGAAAACGAAGUAA
Messenger RNA from Parnassius apollo (apollo), 390 nucleotides. The record is from the annotation of a GenBank genome assembly. Lineage: Eukaryota; Metazoa; Arthropoda; Insecta; Lepidoptera; Papilionidae.